GAUCUGGGAGGAAAGAUGGCGGCACCUGCUCUCUCCGCUCGCUCCGGCUCGGCAGGCAGCCUCGGGAACAGCCCCACCUCGGCCGCCGGGAGGCUGCCGCUCGGCCCCGGCCUCGGCCCCGGCCUCGGGCCCGAGCUGGACUUCAGGUCCGCGGCUCGGACCGACGAUCUGAACCGGCUCAUCGGGGAGUUCAGCAAGCACGACCAGCGGGAGUACGACGACCAGAGAGCGCUGGAGAUCCACACGGCCAAGGACUUCAUCUUCUCCAUGCUGGGAAUGGUUCAGAAGCUGGACCAGAAGCUCCCGGUGGCCAACGAGUACCUGCUCCUGUCGGGGGGGGUGCGGGAGGGCGUGGUGGACAUGGACCUGGACGAGCUGAGCGUCUACGCCCGCGGCACCGACUACGACAUGGACUUCACGCUGCUGGUCCCUGCGCUCAAACUCCACGACCGCAACCAGCCGGUGACCCUGGACAUGAGGCACUCGGCCCUGGGUCACUCCUGGCUCAGCCUCCGCCUCUUCGAUGAAGGAACCAUCAACAAGUGGAAGGACUGCUGCACCGUCGUGGACCACAUCAACGGGACCACCAACUACUUCUUCUCUCCGACUCUGGUCGCAGACUGGUUCUACCAGUCCAUCUCCCUGGUGCUGCUGGAGGUGCAGAAGAAGCCGCAGAGGGGAAUGCCACGAGUGGAGAAGGUGGAGCGGUACGGCACCAUCAUCUCCGUCAUCCUGGGCGUGGGCAGCAGCCGGAUGCUGUACGACAUCGUCCCGGUGGUGUCAUUCAAAGGCUGGCCGGCCGUGGCUCAGAGCUGGCUGAUGGAGAACCACUUCUGGGACGGGAAGAUCACGGAGGAGGAGGUGAUCAGUGGCUUCUACCUCGUCCCCGCCUGCUCCUACAAAGGCCGCAAAGAGAACGAGUGGCGCUUGUCGUUCGCCCGCAGCGAGGUGCAGCUGAAGAAGUGCAUCUCCUCCAGCCUGAUGCAGGCGUACCAGGCCUGCAAGGCCAUCAUCAUCAAGCUGCUGUCCCGCCCCAAGGCCAUCAGCCCCUACCACCUCCGCAGCAUCAUGCUGUGGGCCUGCGACCGCCUCCCCGCCAACUACCUGUCCCAGGACGACUUCUCCGCCCACUUCCUGCUCGGCCUGAUCGACGACCUGCAGCACUGCCUGGUCAACAAGAUGUGUCCCAACUACUUCAUCCCUCAGUGCAACAUGCUGGAGCAGCUGUCGGACGAGGCGGCCAUGCUGCACGCCCGCAAGCUGUCCUCCGUGCGCUCCGACCCGGCCGAGCACCUCCGCACCACCAUCGAGCACGCCAAGGCCGCCAACAGGCUGACGGUGGAACUGCAGUGGCGCGGCAGCUCCACCAACCUGCCGUCACCGCAGUCGGACGCGGGGGGGGAGAACCAGCCCGACGACCGCCUGGCCAAAAAGCUUCAGCAGCUCGUGACAGAGAAUCCUGGGAAAUCCAUCUCAGUCUUCAUCAACCCGGAUGAUGUCACACGGCCGCACUUCCGCAUCGAUGACAAAUUCUUCUGAGACUGAGAAAUGUUCUCCUUGGCCUGCUCCUCCUCUUCUUCCUCUUACACCUCCUCCUCCUCCUCUUCCUCUGCCUUCUCUCUGACCGCCUGGUGCCCCACCUCCUCUGACACUUAAUUUUUUACAUUUUGUUAUGUUUCUCUGCCACAGAGUGAAGUGAGGUGAUCGUCUCGUUGUGUCUGCCACAGUUUUAACUCUUAUUUUUCUACUCCCUCUCCCUGGUCCCUCCUCUUUCACUGUGUGCCCUGUGUUCCCUGAGCCUGCUCGAUGCCUUUCAGUAGAAUAGCAGCUGGUUGUUUUUAAAACUGAUGCACGAGGGGAAAAUCUGCCUUCAGAUGGAAUUCUUCUUCCUUUGUAGUUUAAUGUAUUUAUCAGGGAUCCUGGAGAAGAGACGGAACCACUUCCUCCUGAAAGAUCAAAGAGAGUCAGGUUCAUUCAUCAAUAACAUGAAAUAAUGAACGAAACACGAACAUCCUCCUUGAAUAUGAAGUAAUCACUGACCAGUCAUAACCACUGAAUUAACUAAAUCUCACUUUACACCUUUAUUCUCUGGAGGUUAAACUCAUGCAGGGGGGGGGGGGGGCGGGGGGGGACCGUCUCAGAUCAGCACUAACGAGGACUUUAGUCUGAAGGUGGAUUUUCUUCCUCUGAAUGUCUUAGUCCCGCUCGGGGGGGACGUCUUAGAAACUAACUGUAAAUAGAACUGAUGAGUCGACAGGAGGAUGACGAGGAGGAUGAAGAUGUGUCGACUCUUCUUUAUUUAACUUUGCACAGAAUGUAAAAAACACUUUUCCUCUUGAUAGUGAACGUUAUGUUCAUCCUGAUUCUAGAAUGAUGUUUCAUAUCAUUAGCAGGUGACACUUUACCGAAGAAUCGUCAUAUUUCUCACGUGUUAUUAACCAGAGGAACGUCAGCGAGUACACAGUGAUGCAUGAUAAAACACAAGAUGAGCAAAUUCAGAAAACAUCAGGAAUUAGAAAACAAGAGCUGCAAACACACAACUCGACAAACAGACUGACAGUAUUUGUGUGUUUGUGUUGAAGUUGCUAUCAGCCGUUGAAUCAAAGGUUUUACAAACGUGUGAAGCAUCGUAUGCUUUGGGGGCGUGGCUACCACAGUGUGAUUGGCAGCUAGUACUGUCCAAUGGGUGCAGGGGGGCGUGCGGUCUGCUCGAGCUGUGUACUUCCUGUUGACCUCUCAGGUUAAUCUGCUGCAUCAUGACCUUCGUUCGGCGGCGUGUCACAGAAUGUCUCUGUGUGACAUCACUGACAUCUUGUUCCUCUCACUUUGUUUCCAUCAGACGUGGUCGCACAUUUCAAAAUGCUUCACUGCUUCUGAACAACCUGUGACUCCUGCUUCAUGUGUUGAGGAUCAUUCAACGAGCUCAGGAGACCACGACUCCACGUUCAAACAUCUGAACGCUCAGGUUGGGACCGGCCACCGGUUACACCUCCUGACCCUGUAGCCGGUGGCAGUGGUUUCAGUGCAGAUUGAACCAGUUGUAGAUUCAUCACAUGGACGUGGUCGACUGAGACUCGUCGGUAGAUUUGACUCCAGAAGCUUUGAUGAAGAGCACGAGACUGAAUCCUUAACUUUCCUCUGCGUUUCUAAAAAGCAGCAACAUGAAACCUGGAAACAGACGGAAGCUCCACAGACAUUCAGUCUCUGAGAAUCUUCUGGUUACAGGUCGUUAGAGUUUUUAAAUAAUAAUGUUUUUAACACAGAAGUAACCUGAGCAUCAUGGGAGAUGUAGUUCCUGAGCUUGUUGUGUUGAAGAUGAGUCCGUCCCAAUUUUUGUUGUGUUUCAAACAUUUCCAGACCGGCAUGUGAUCUCAUCUCCUCAUCCUCAAGUGCAAUUAGUGAAAUACAUACACAGCAAGUACACACACACACACACACACACACACGUAGCAAAAAAAGACACAAAAGAAAGUACUACUGGUUUUAGCAGUGUAACUCACAGGUCACUGAACUCACACCAUCAAGGUGCCACUUUCCUGCUCACUGGAAACCUGAUCUUCUUCUGAGCGUCGUGACCUUUGACCUUACCCUCUGUUCAGAACCUUUCAACUGUGACUUCUUAUUUGUGUCUUGCUGCUCUGCUUUGUUCUGAGGAUGGAUUUCUUUAUGCAACGUGGACCCCCCCCCCCCACGUCCGUUUAAACAGUCACUGAGGACGAGCUGAAACUUGACAUUCCUUUUCAAUGAAGUACCUUUCACUGUCACAAGGGGGCACCAGUGAGAACCCGUGUGUACGAUGUAAAGAAUGUGAUUCCGAUCUGAACGGCUUCUGUUUGUAGAGAUUUGAUUUGAUCUCCUGUAUCGUGGAACCACUGUUGUAAAUAGCACUUGAUAAAAUAAGUUUAAACUCCA
Molecule: messenger RNA, 3912 nt
Organism: Pleuronectes platessa (European plaice)
Lineage: Eukaryota; Metazoa; Chordata; Actinopteri; Pleuronectiformes; Pleuronectidae
Product: nucleotidyltransferase MB21D2-like
Source: RefSeq, a predicted model, not a curated record